Molecule: messenger RNA, 3120 nt
Organism: Lathyrus sativus (Indian pea)
Lineage: Eukaryota; Viridiplantae; Streptophyta; Magnoliopsida; Fabales; Fabaceae
Source: the annotation of a GenBank genome assembly
AUGGAGGGAACUCGUAGAUUGUUGGAUAGAUCCAGAGAACCGGGUCCCAAGAAACCCCGAUUGAUGGAGGAGCUUCAGCGAGGUUCAAACCCUAAUACUCGAGGCUUUCCUCAACGACAAUCUGCUACAAUGGCUAGGUUUCGAAUUAGUGAGAGAGAGAUUGAAAAUAGUGACGCUGAUCAUGGGGACGGUGGUUACCACCCGCAGCCACCGCCGCAUCAAGAGCUUGUGACUCAGUAUAGGGCUGCUUUGGCUGAGCUUACUUUCAAUUCGAAACCGAUAAUUACCAACUUGACUAUUAUUGCUGGAGAGAAUCUUUCUGCUGCCAAAUCAAUUGUUGGAGCUGUUUGUGCUAAUAUUCUAGAGGUUUCAAGUGAUCAAAAGCUGCCCUCGCUUUAUCUCUUAGACAGUAUUGUUAAGAAUAUUGGGCGGGAUUACAUAAAAUACUUUGCUGUUAGACUACCUGAGGUAUUCUGCAAUACAUACAAACAUGUUAAUCCUCCUGUGCAUUCAAGUAUGAGGCAUCUUUUUGGAACUUGGAGAGGAGUCUUUCCUCCUCAGACCCUUCAAAUCAUUGAGAAAGAACUUGGCUUUGCUCCCACAGUCAAUGGUUCAGCUUCUGCAUCUGCUACAAUCAGAAAUGAUUCUCAGUCUCAACGUCCACCUCAUAGCAUCCAUGUAAAUCCCAAAUAUUUAGAAAGGCAACGUCUUCAGCAGUCUAGCAAGACUAAAGGAGCAUUUGAUGAUAUGACUGGAGUUAUUUCAAACGCAAAUGAGGAUUCAGAGAGGUCAAAUAGAGCUUUGGGUGUUGCACGGCCGUGGCUGGAUUCUAGGGUUAACAUGCGUAAUAACCAGCAUACUCAUAGAGACGCAUUUAACGAUUCUGUUCCUGACAAGAGCAUUGGUGGAGCCUAUGGAGAUGAGGAGUAUAAUUUGGGUUCAGAUGUUGGAAGAACUGGAAGUAGGCUCAUUGGUGGUGUUGCAGAGACCUUAUCCGGGCAAAGAAAUGGUUUCAGCCUCAAACAUGGUUUUUCUAAUCACGAAGCACCAAAGCCUAUGAAUUUGGAUGCACAUAACAUAAGGAGCAGUGCCAUGUCAAGGAACUGGAAAAAUUCCGAGGAAGAGGAGUUCGUGUGGGAUGAGAUGAACCCUGGUUUGCCCGAACAUGUACCUAAUGUCUCUAGCAACUUGAGCUCAGAUCCAUGGAUUGCCGAUGAUGACAAUUUGGAAAGUGAAGAUCACCUCCAAAUGACACAUCCAAUUAGAACUAAGGUUGAUAAAGAAAUAUCCACUGUUAAGAAACAACUGCCAUCAUCAGGGGGCCAUUCAUCAGUAUCAUGGGGGUUGCAGAAGCAGCUCCCAAGUGCCAAAUUGAAUAUGAAGUCAAGUCACUCAGAAACAUUUGUUUCAGCUCCUAGUGGCCUACCCAAGAAUUCAAACUCUUUGGCUGCAAGGAUGAGAAAUCAGUCUUCCAUGCCGCAUACAACAAUAGGAUUGGCCAAAAAUAUGGGACAGCAACAAUUUGAUUCUGAAGGUGCCGAAUCCCCUUCUGAACAGUCACCUUUGCAACAACAGUCUCCAUCCGUGCCAGUAACAACACAUCACGCGCCUUCAGUGCGAAAUUUGGCUGAGCAAGAUUGUCCACAAACUCUUAAAACAUCUCAACAUUUGGGUGGUCUGCAGAGUCAAUAUAUUAGAGAUCCCACACCUGCAACUCGUCCCAAUGUUCAGGUUGGUACCUUGCGGAAAUUACAAGCAAAGGACACGCGGGGUCCAUCAUCUUCUGUAACUUCUCUCCAGGCAAAACCUCAACAGCGACAGCUGGGCCCUUCACAGGUUGAAGUUACUCUUAAAGCUAAGCAGCCACUCAAGUCCAAAGUUUCUUUAGCCAAAACCAAAGCCAAAGAAACUUCAGAAAAGUCAACCACAAAAAGUCAUCCAGCUCCAUCUGUGAAGAGUGGAGUCAUCCCCAACAAAUCUGGACCAAUUACCAAAAGUCUAGAUGCAAGUAACCGUCCAUCUCAAUCAGGGGUUAAGCCUACUCGGUCAAUUGGUGCUUCCCCUACUACAUUAAUUUCUUCAGGGUCUUCCUCCGUGUCAUUAGGUUCUUCAAAUGAUCAUUCACAAGCUUUGCCAAAACUACCUCAAGGGAAGGUUGUAAAGAAGCAAAAAAAAUCUACUCAACCAUCUGCAUCUGCUUCCUCUAAUGAACGCGGUGCAUCAGCUCCGAGCUCAAAUACCGUCAAUAAGAAUACCUUGAAUCCAAUUUCAAAUCUUUUAAGUUCAUUAGUUGCUAAAGGUUUGAUAUCCGCAGGAACGGAGUCAGCAACUGUAGUGCCAAAUGAGACGGUGAUUCGAUCGAAAGACCAAACCGAUGGCAUCACUACCAGUUCCUCAUUGCCAGUUGUUUCAGUUCUUGAUUCUGCAACUGUCCCAAUAAAAUCUUCCAAAGUUGAGGUAGAUGGUGAUGAGGUGGACGAUGAUGAGGUAGACGGUGAUGAGGUAGACGGUGAUGAGGUAGAUGAUGCUGCAAAAGCCUCGCUUGCCUUGUCUCAAUCAACUAGCACAGAGAUUAUAAAUCUCAUUGGCUUUGAUUUCAAACCUGAUGUAAUUCGAGAAAUGCACCCACAUGUAAUCGCAAAAUUAUUAGAUGAACUCCCACAUCAUUGUGGUAAAUGUGGUAUUAGGCUUAAACACCUAGAACAGUUUGAUAGACACUUGGAAUGGCAUGCUACAAAAGAAAGAGUACAAAAUGGUUUGAAUGGAGCAUCAAGAUGGUACGCAAAGUUGAAUGACUGGAUUGCUGGCAAGGCUGGAUAUCUGUCCGAGUCUGAAUUUACUGAUUCUGUCGAUGAACAUGACGAUGAAAACACAUACGAGAGUCAAUUGGAUUCUAUGGUGUUAGCAGAUGAAAAUCAAUGCUUGUGUGUAUUGUGUGGUGAGCUAUUUGAAGAUGUAUACUGUCAGGAAAGGGAGCAAUGGAUGUUCAAGGGGGCUGUUUACCUGAACAAUUCCGAUAACGUUAGUGAGACGGAAAGUAGAAUUGCGGGCCCCAUCAUUCAUGCUAGAUGUUUAUCAGAGAACAAAAUAUCUGUUGUGACCAAUACAGAGCUUGAUUAA